CAUCUCGGUCUCUUCGUGUGUGUUGUUGUUUUGGGCUUGUAGUUGGAUGCUACGGCUUUUUGUGAAUGGAGAAGAGACGCUCGGGCUGACAGGAUGGACAGACGUCUUUAUGUCCCUUAGGGAUGGAGAUGAGACAGGCUCAGAUCUGAGACGACACUUAGUCCUGGAAUUAAUCGCAAACACACUAGCAUACACCUGCAGAUCUGGAGGGAUUCCUCGGAGAGGAUGGCACACACAGAUGAGGACCUGAUUGGGAUCCCUUUCCCAAACCAUAGUAAUGACGUCCUGUGCAGUCUUAACGAGCAACGACGGGACGGGUUGCUUUGUGAUGUCAUCCUAGUCGUCAGAGACCAAGAGUACCGCACCCAUCGUUCCGUCCUGGCCGCAUGUAGUCAGUACUUUAAAAAACUCUUUACCGUGGCAACCGGUACCGGCAGGGACUCAAACCAACACGCUGUCUACGAGCUGGACUUUGUGGCGCCUGAAUCGCUGACGGCCAUUUUGGAGUUUGCAUAUACGUCGACGCUGACAGUAACAGCGUCGAACGUCAAAGAGAUUCUGACCACGGCGAGGCUGCUAGAAAUUCCUUGCAUCAUAAACGUUUGUCUAGAAAUUAUGGACACGGGAGGAGGUGGUGGAGGAGGGCAUGGGGUGGAAGGCGAGGAGUUUGAGGGGGACGAUGAGGAAGACGAGGAGGAGGACGACGAGGAAGAAAUGGAGGAGGCAGAAAAUGACUCAAAAGAUGGGGAUGAUCAUGUUGGCGACAACAUCAGCGAAAAAUCGGCACAAGGGGAGCUGUCCGAAAACCAGGACAGCCAUAAAGGCUGGGAAGAGAGGGGAGCGGACAGCCCACCCUGCAGCUCGCAACAGGGGGUACACCCUGAACGGGACAGCAAAUAUUCCCAAAGAUGCCAGUUGGACACCCCAGAAGCCCAACGUGCUGACAAACCCAGAGGGCCAGAGGGAUUAGAGGGCCGUGCACUGAAGGAUUUCUCUAUAGAGUCCCUACUUCAGGAAGGACUGUACCCGAAAGUGCCUGGCUUGGAAAGGGGGGCCAGCUUCUCACCUCUCAUCCCCAGCUUUUACGCUCCCAUGUGGGCAUCAGAGUUCCCAGGGUACCCUCAGCUUCUGGAGGCCCGUCACCCUUCUCACCCCUUCCCAACCGCCUCACUAGAAAACGGCCCGCUGGACCUUGCCGUCAAGAAAGAAGUUAUCAAAGAAGAGAUGAAGGACGAGCCCUCAAACCCUGUCUUUCACAGAGACUUCCUCAAAGACUUCAUGAGUCCAGGAUUGAGUGUGGCCUCUGACCCUGCUCUCGGUCAGAUCAAGGAUGGUGCAGACCUGCGGUCUUACCUGAGUUUUCUUUCUGCAUCCCACCUGGGCACACUGUUUCCUCCAUGGCAGCUGGAGGAGGAGAGGAAGAUUAAGCCCAAAGCAUCACAGCAGUGUCCGAUCUGCAACAAGGUGAUUCAAGGAGCGGGGAAGUUGCCACGACACAUGCGAACGCACACAGGAGAGAAACCCUACAUGUGUACCAUCUGCGAGGUCCGCUUCACCAGGCAAGACAAGCUAAAGAUUCACAUGCGCAAGCACACCGGUGAGAGGCCGUACAUCUGCCUGCACUGUAACUCAAAGUUUGUUCACAACUACGACCUGAAGAACCACUUGCGCAUCCAUACAGGCGUGCGGCCCUAUCAGUGUGAGCAUUGCUACAAGAGCUUUACGCGCUCCGACCACUUGCACAGACACAUCAAACGGCAGAGCUGCCGUGUCUCGCGCCCACGACGGGGGCGAAAACCCUCUGCCUGGCGCUCCACCAACUUCCUCUUUCCUCCAGACCCCAACCCCCACCAAGGAGACAGGACCAUGCGGUUGCCCGCUGCCGGUGCGCCCUUGCUGGCUCAGUUAGCUGAGAGACAGGCGGCCGCUGGGCGGCCGCUGGAGGACGUAGAUGGUGGAAGCGGCAACAGCCGCGAGAGCCUGACGGACAGGAAGCUCAUCUCAGAGGAUGUGGACAGGAAACGAGGGGUGUUCGCUUUCGCAUUGGCAACAGAGGACGUUCUGCCUCACCCACCCUUCUAUUCUGCGACUUCUGACCCCUGGGCCGUGAGACUGGAACGAGCCCCGCCCAUUCCCGAGGCUGCAAAGUGACUUUGUAAAAGUUUUCCUUUAAUUCCUGAGCUCUGAUUGGUUUGGAGUCUGCCUGCCACACCUAAAACAGCUGCUCGCUUCAGAUGCAACAAGCAGAGUUCUUUACAAACUUUCUCAGACAGAGUUCAGAAAAUAAUAGACUUUCGCAUUUUUAAAUGUCAGCUUCCAAUGGGAUGACAAGGAUUUUAAAUACUUUUUAAAAGAUUGGAUGUGUACAUGUCAUAGGCCUAGUUUUUGGAUGCUUCAGCAUUUGCUUACAAGGGUAAAUGAAACAGAAAGUGAGAUUUGCUCAUAGCCUUUCAGUGCAAUCAGUAUGUGAAACAUUCAUGCAAAAAAUUUGACAAUCAGAAAAAGUAGAAAAAGAGAGGUCCUGCUGAAAUAAGUUAUAAGCUUUGAUGCAUUGUCAUAAUUGAACAGUUUUAAAUGAAGGUAUUUCAGAAAUUAAAAACUAAAGAAAUAACACAUUUUAUAUCCACUAUGCAAAAUAUAAUAAAAGUGGUAAUAUUUUUAGAAUUAGAACAGACAACAGAAAACAAUUAGAAAAAAUGUAAUCUCAGGAUCUGACAGAUUGUUUUUAACAAAUCUCUCUUUUUUUUUACUGCCAAAUGUAAAUAAUUAUGCAUAAUAAGAUGUCAAAUAAAUCUGCUGUUCAACAACAACAACAACAACAACAAAGAAAUCACUGAUGUUAUCUUACGCGAUUACUUUCAUGAUUGAUAUUGCAUUUUACUAUUUUACUCUUCAAUCAGCAUCUCGAAUCGACUCUUGAUUAGGAUGCUUUUGUCAGCACCAUAAAAAAAUGAUUUGUAGAGAUGUCAUGACAUUAUUCAUUGUUUUAAUCAUUUCUAUACUGAACAUCUGUAAAACAACCAAAGAUGUGUUGAUAGACUCAAACCUGAAAGGCUUUUUGAAAUUCAACUUUAUCUCUUUGCAGAGCAGGAAGUCUUUUUGUCUUUUUUCACAUAUGAAUUGUUGCUUUAGUGUCUUGGAGGUGCUUGUCAUGUACAGGAAAUGUAAACGGGGGGAUAAACAUCUACCACUUUGGUAAUGCGGUUUCUUCUUUUGUCUGAAUGGCUAUUGUAAUUCAGCAUUGUUUAAACAUUAUUUUCAUGCUAUUUAUGCAUAUUUAAAUAAGCCUUGGCUAUAUUUUACUAAGAUGUUUUAUAAAGACACUAACACUCUUGUGUUCUGAUUUAUCUGAGAGGGGGCGUGUUUUUAAAGAGAGAAAUGUGUGUCCGUGCAGUUUUAGGAUAGCUGAUGUCAAUCCCUCUGAUUUCAAAAUAAUUCAGUAAUUAUAUGGUAUUGAGAGAAACAUAUUUGCAGAAUUAUUAAACAUGUACUGUUGGCAUUUUUACCCACAAGCGAGAUAUCAGUCAAACAAUUUUCUAACAAAACAAGAGCCAAUGUAAAAAUAUUGCAAACGUCUGAAACAGGCUGAAAAUAUCAGAUCAAUAUUUCUGCACUUGAGAAGACCUUUUUUUUUUUUUUUUACUUGGUGUGCAAAAUGCAAAGACAUGUUUCAAUGGCCAUGCACAAUGGAGGUGCUUAAAGAUUUGUAUAUAAGUAAAGCCCUUCUGUGGCUACUGGUGGGAACUUGCACUAUUUGAUGUUUUAAUAUUGGUAACAAUAUAUUCAUAUUUCUUAAAGUUUUAAAAACAUUCAAAAUGACAUGUCUAAGAAAUGCACUUUACUCUUUACACAAGAACAAUUUCAGUGAAAGUCUUUAUAAAUGUGUGUGCUAUUUGUAUAUAAGUUUAAUCCCUGGUAAACAGAAUCAGAUUAAUUCAAGGACUGGAAAACAAUAAAAAAAAAAGUCUUUU
Myxocyprinus asiaticus (Chinese sucker) is the source of this 3971-nucleotide messenger RNA. RefSeq names its product zinc finger and BTB domain-containing protein 7C-like. Bases 226 to 2151 code for a protein of 641 amino acids. Lineage: Eukaryota; Metazoa; Chordata; Actinopteri; Cypriniformes; Catostomidae. The record is from RefSeq and is a predicted model, not a curated record. The transcript has 3 exons. Gene Ontology annotation, molecular function: RNA polymerase II cis-regulatory region sequence-specific DNA binding; protein binding; DNA-binding transcription factor activity, RNA polymerase II-specific. Gene Ontology annotation, biological process: regulation of transcription by RNA polymerase II.